Papilio xuthus (Asian swallowtail) is the source of this 3830-nucleotide messenger RNA. RefSeq lists its product as uncharacterized. The record is from RefSeq and is a predicted model, not a curated record. The transcript has 10 exons. Bases 342 to 3560 code for a protein of 1072 amino acids. Lineage: Eukaryota; Metazoa; Arthropoda; Insecta; Lepidoptera; Papilionidae.
GUUGUUUAGGUCCUACUUAAAAUGACAAAAACUGUCGCCCGCUCUCCGCGCGCGGUAUUUUCGAAAAACUUAAUUAGUGGCUUAUAUGUUCUUCCAGACUAUGUUCUACAUCUAUGACGAAUUUCCAUACAGUCGUUCUAGCGAUACCUUCAAAUAAACAUCUAUCCAUAUACAUUCGAUAUUAAGUAAGAUUAAUCACUCAUCAAACACAAGCGAACAUUAGUUAUAAUAAAAACAAUUUGUUUGGAUCUUAAUGCUAUUAAACACCCUAAUAUCACGCCAAUGCGAGUAGGUUUUGCCUCGGGAUGUAUCGACGAUAUCCUUAAGUCAACAUUAUAAGUAUGUUCUUACUUUUUUUCCUAAACGAAAAUUUCAGAAGACAGUGUCUUUGUUGCAAAAAUUGUACCGAAUGCCAGGAGUUUAAGAAAGUUAUUUCAGAAACUGGCUUUGAAGUGUAUCUGUACAUACAAGAUGCGGAAUGUUAUAAUAAAAAUUACGAUUUGUUAGAACACCAAGGUUUUAUUUUUCAAAAUACGCAAGAUGAUACGAUAAAUUCCAACGAAUUUUUGAGAAAAAUUGAAUCAAGCGAUUUUACGUGUCAACGGUGUAGAGCUAUACUUAAACGACUUGCUAAUGUUUUCAAUAACACGACUAUUAAGAAAAACGAAAUAAUAGUUAUUUGCGACUGUUGUAUAAGCGAUAAAUUAAAUGAAGUGGAACCAUGUAAAUAUUGUCAUAAUAUUUACGAUAAAUUUAACUUAAACAAGUCAUUACAAGAUUCUUUAACGAAAGAGUACACGGGGAAAUGGAUUGCGCAAAUUCGUCAGAUAUUGGAUAAAAAAAGUUCCACACACCAACUGCUAGCUCUUCGACGGAAAGCAUUACACGGGCCGGAUUCUCCCGAUUUAUUAUCGCCGCAGAAGCGGGUUAAGUAUGAACAACGAGUCAAUGAUGUCUUAAAAAAUGAAGCAGAAAUUGAUAAAAAAAAGUCAAGUUUAUUAUGUAUGUCACCUGAGCGUAUAUAUGAACCAAAACAAAUAAUGGAUGCCCCAAAAAUGGAUGUUCGAAGUCACUUAGAUAUAGAGGAAGUAACGAAGGAACAGGGGCAUCUGUUAAGUCCAAAACUUUCCCAGCAAUACGACGAUUUUGGAGAAUUGAAGUCAACCAUUACGACAGGAGUUUCCAAAGAAACAUUCAAAUAUGUGUUUCCUAAAACUGAUACCGAAUUUCAGGACAUUAAAGAGUAUGCCAGUUCAAGCGAACUGCUUAAAGAAAUCCAAGAGAAAGUAAUGUUAUUAAAAAAAAGACAAAAGCAGGAACCUUCAACAGGGGAGAGAAAACAAAAGAAAAAGAAAGCUCUUUCUGUACGAGUAACUUUAGAAGAUGACAAAGAUAAAGAAGUAUUGGAUGUUUCGUCUCCUACAAUUUCAGAAAAAAGUAAAGUAAAACGUGGUAAAUUGAUUAAGGAAUCAAAAAAAGACAAAGAAUAUGAAAGUUCUGAUGCUUCGUCAAGAACAAGUACACCCCAACACAUAAGUAAGCGGCCUAAAAUUCCUCCUGAAUCGCCGAGUCCGAAAGCUAUUAAUAAACCUGAAAAGACAAAACGUAAACCUGACAAAGAAAUUACUUCAGGAAGAUUAGAGGAAAAUGUCAAAGAGCGCGUUAAGAAAGAUCGUCAACCUGUUAAAAGAGAGCCUGAAACUGAAAUGAAAUAUGCGGAAAUAAAACCAGAAAAGAUCAAACCAGUAGAAGAGAGCGGCGACGGUUUAAUAAUGGCAGUGAAGAAAGCUUCAAAAGAAUUGCUGAAAAAGAAGGAAGAAAAACCAGCUCCGCAGCCGAAACCACAAAAAGAAAAUAAAAUAACAGUAAGCGAAUCUUAUACCAAGGCUAUGAAGGAUGCUAAGGAUAAAUUAACAAGUCCAAAAGAACCUAAAGUUCCAAAAGAAAGUGAGAAAGAAAAAAGAAGUAAAUCUGCUUACACGGAAAAUAUAAAUGUAAAUCAAGUGAAGAUAAGGAAAGGAUCUGUUGACGAUCAUGACAUAGGUUUGCUCAAAUUUAGAGAUUCAAUGCAACAAGAAAAAGCUAAAAAAUUAACUCAAUCAGAACUAUAUAUUUUACCUCCGCCGGUGCAGCGUCAACCACCUCCCAAAAUUGAAAGAACACCCUCAGGUAGCCGCGAAGAUUCUGAUUUAGAUACUGAUAUUGAAGAGUUAUUAAGAAAAAGUAAAUUAAACCAAGUCAAUGAAAUCAUAAUAGGACAAAAAAUCUUAAAACAAAAACUACGUGAUAAAAGAGAUAAGAGGAAAGAAAUUCGACCUUUGUUAUUUGAAUCCACAUUUUAUGCGGUUGACACAGAAGUUAAAAAAGAAGUCAUGGAUAAGAAAACCUCCAUGUCUCUUUAUACAGAAGGUAGAAAGAAAAGAAAAAUUAGCGACCAAGAAGCUGCUAAAGGUACUGUGCGGUAUGCAUUGUCGAAUCGUUCGUUUAUUGACAAGGGCUGGACCAUGCUACCAACUGAGAAAAUAGUACGCAAGUUGAACGUUUAUCGAAUGCGGCCUUCACAUCCUGAAUUCGAUUGGUUCGAGAACAACAAGAGCAAACAGGUGAUGUACUACGACACGGGUGAGAUUCUCGCGGAAUUCCAUGAAGACGGCAGAGGGCGCUGGUAUUACAGGAAUGGCAGAUUAGCCUUGGAUUAUUAUAAUGCGGAAGAGAUGAAUGCCGGUCAGCGGUACGUGGUGUACAGUAACGGAGAACCCGAUGAAAAAGGUUGCCCUCGACCGAUAACCGUUCUAGCGACAUUCGACUAUCUCGGUAACGGCAUUGUUUUUGAUCACACUGGGAAAACAAGACUCAAAUAUAAUCAAACUGAAGGAGUCGUGUUAGAUAAAAGCAUAGGCCCGGUAUCACAUUGGAAAUGGCACGAACUAAACGAUCCUCCAAUACUACAAAAAGUUAUGUUGGACACACAAAUGGCAGUCAAAGAUCCAGAAAUACUAAAACUUGGAGGUAGGGACACACAAACUCUGCGACCGGACAACGAAGAAAUGCUGGCGAUCGAGUUCGAUAAUUUUAUUAAGGAGAAAAGCAAAAAGCUGACGCAAAAGUUCAAACCGUUUCAAAUUAAAAUGAAAGCAUUGAAAGUCAACGAAAACUUUUCGUUGCGAGUAUUGGAUCAGGCGAGCGUGUAUUUAACGUUUAGAGACGGUCCGACGAAUAUGAAAUUGAAUUUGGGUAUGAUUUUGGACCAUAAAGAGAUUGUAGACACGGAGACCGCGGAAGUUGGUGAGGUGUCGUGUAAUGUGGAGCGGUUCCCGGCUCGUACGGACAGCCUUGCAAUGUUGCAGCGCAGCAUUGCGCACGCGCAGCACGUCGAGAGACUUCGGCUGGAACGUGAGCGCCGAUACAAGAUCUCAGAAAUCAAAAAUAGCAUCGACCGUCUGACUGCGGCUGCGUCGCGACCUUUACAGCCGCCUCUCUAUUUCCAACAGACCUCUGGCCGUGCUAUACCAAAAACAGAAUGCUAUUGUAAACUCGAAAAUCCUCCUACCUGUACGUGAUUUACUUCGUAAUCGUAUAUUAAUUUCUUAUAAUUUUAUUUUCAUACAUUUGUAUUACAUUCUUACAUGCAUUUUGAUAUUUCAUCUUUGAAUGACUUUUGAGCCCAAUCAAUACUUUUGUAGCGAUAAAAUCAUGUAAUGAAUUUAAAAUCAUUUUGAAAAAUUUUUGAGACUAGUAUUUAUAAAAUUAUUUGAUUGCUAUUUGUGUCUUUUUUUGCUCGUUUUGAAACUGACAAAUAGUAAAAUCAUGUAUAUAUGUGUACUGUAAUC